This is a messenger RNA of Hymenoscyphus albidus, 2388 nucleotides long. NCBI's taxonomy places the organism in Eukaryota, Fungi, Ascomycota, Leotiomycetes, Helotiales, Helotiaceae. The record is from the annotation of a GenBank genome assembly.
AUGGCCGAUGAAAGAGCAAUGAUCACUGAUUUUGAGGAACGGACUCGUGAUUCCUGGACUUCGCUCGGAGGUUACGAUACAGUGGCAGCUUUACUUAUAUAUUGGGCCGAAGAUGAUCUGAAUGUUAAACCCGAAGUCGAAAGAUUGGAGGAUCUUCUUAGGCGUGAUUUUGGCUUCUGGACGAAUAUCACCCUCAUCCCAAGCAACAGCCCUCGGGCGGAGCUCCAAUAUCAAUGAACACUUUUUGUGAAGCAACAUUCGCUGGAUAAAAAGAGCUUAUCGAUUGUUUACUACGCAGGACACGCUGAUAAUGCAGAUGAGACAGCUCCUGCAGGAUAUAGCGAAUGGAGAGCGUAUGAUGAACCUCAUUUUUGAACUUUCCUCGUUGCCAAAGACUGACAGCCACUCUAGCUUAGAACAGGGUGGACCAAGUAUAAAUUGGUUUGAGAUACAGCCCUCUCUCUAUGCCGCAGAAGGUGAUGUUCUCGUAAUUCUGGAUUGCUGUCAUGCUGCACUCAGAACUAGCGGUACCAAGAAGGGGAAAAUGGAAGUAUUGGCAGCAAGUGCAUCAGGAUCUCGUGUUCCCGCCCCAGGCCGGCUUUCGUUUACCUCUGUAUUGAUACGGCAAAUCCGAAAACGUCUUCAGUCUCGACAGGGCUUCUCUCUCAGGUGGCUUCAUAAGCACCUUUGGGACGAUACGACCCAUCCCGGCUUGACAGGUAGGUCGCCAGAGGGUGAUGAAAAAGACAGAGAACUGCUUUGACAUCUUUUUAGAGACUCCAAUUUACUUUGACUUAUCAGAGCAUGAUGAGCGAAGUAUUAUUUUGAGUCCGCUGAUUGCCAGACCACCGGAGGGAUUCGCUAAGAAAAGAGCAGUGCCAGCUGCCUAUGUCAUAUUGACGGUAUCGUUAGCAGACGAUCCGACUGGGCUGCAAAUAGCCAAUUGGCUCAGAAGUUUUCCUCCUCCUACUGCACAAGAUGUGGACAUAGAAGCCCUCGUACUGAAAGCAAGAAAGAUUGAAGGCUUGAAGAACAUCGAAUCACUUUUCACGGGAUCUAUACUUGGGAAGAUAUCUCGUUCGGCGCAAGUCGAGAUAACAGAACGACUUUCUGCACUGUCUGGCGCUGUAUCAGAUGCCGCAACAGUCGCUGCUACCACUGUUACUGGCCCGAGCUACGCGAAACGAGCGAUAAACGAGCUGGAAACCAACGUCUCAGCGGUAUGCGAUGCUAUUGAAGGCAGUUUGCUUUUAGAUUCCAAUGUCGACCUAGAAGCAGCGGUUAGGGACGAGGUUUCCAUAACAAUAGGAGCAACACAAGCUCUGAAUUUGCGACAAUACCUACUCGGCAAAUACAAGAUACCGGAUACGCCAGAGAUUCCGAGGAUUUCCAUCAACUUUAAGCCUAGCACACAAGCAUGGAAGAAGAAAAGAUUCCGGUACGGAUUCAUCGAAGAGAAGCCAGUGAUUGUCGAGACUUUUCAGUAUGCGCAACUUCCCGCGGAAUCUGAAACCCCACGGCAUACAAUUGAACAGCUCAAGAAAAUGGUUACACAAUUGUCACAGUUGAAGAGAACAAGUUUCCAUAUCCUUCCAUGCGUGGGAUACUUUCAAGAACGGCACGCGGCGCAGUUUUCCAUAGUAUUCCAAAUCGAGGAGAAUCUUUUUUACUGAGGACAACCCAGCACUUUUGACUAGUCUAUACUCUUUUGUUAAAAGGGUCCCCUUGGAAGCCAGAGUCCACUUGGCUAGUACUUUGGGCAUUGCUGUGGAGAAUCUCCAUCGUGUAGGGUGGCUACACAAGGAACUGAAAAGCGAGAACGUACUAUUCUUCAAGAAGUCAGUACCAAGAAAUAUGGAGGGCAGAGCAGAUACGAUAAAUUCACCUGAUCGGAUGGAGGAUUUUGGCCACCCUUGGCUGCUUGGGUUUGAGUAUUCAAGAGCAGAGGAAGCUGCUACGCAUCUUGAAUCCGACUACUCGCUGGUGAAUAAUGCAUAUCGACAUCCCGAAAGAUGGGGCAAGCCAACAGUCAAGUUUGAAAGAUCGCACGAUGUGUAUGCACUUGUAUGUCCUUGGCUAACCGGAAGUAUGCAGUUUGCUGACAUUAACAACCAGGGAAUCUUACUUCUCGAAGUUGCUUUUUGGAAGCCAAUACAACAGUUUCGAGAGUUGAAGAAUACAAAAGUUAACCCUUGGGUAGUAAAAGAAGAUCUUUUGAAAAGAGUUAAUCAAGACUGUCCUCAUAUGGUGGGACAAAACUUUAGUGAUGCUAUUGAUACCUGCUUUCAGUUCAAGGAGUUAACCAGUGGUCUGAAUGAAUUUGAGGCACACAAGGUACUCAAGGAGAAGAUAUUAGGAAAGCUACAGAAAGCGGCUGGAAAUCUGUAG